Melampsora larici-populina 98AG31 is the source of this 330-nucleotide messenger RNA. RefSeq lists its product as uncharacterized. The record is from RefSeq and is a predicted model, not a curated record. The transcript is spliced from 2 exons. Lineage: Eukaryota; Fungi; Basidiomycota; Pucciniomycetes; Pucciniales; Melampsoraceae. Bases 1 to 330 code for a protein of 109 amino acids.
AUGUCAACAAACAACAUUGAAAGCACCGCAGCACGACUAAACGCAGUAGUUGCAACAGCGGGAGUAACGGAUUGUACAAACGGAGAUACCGCACCUGGAUCAGGCAGCGGAGGCAACAAUCCUAACCACAGAGCGUUAAGUUCAGGGGGACAAAUACCAGCUCCCAUGUACAACAAACAAUCGUUGAUAUUGAGCUACCUCACCAGAGAGAAAGAUAGCACAGGACCGCCACGUCAACCAGGAACAUUAGAAUGUUCCAACAAACAAAAAGAUGGCACCAAUAAUCAAAAGGACAAACAUAAGCAACAAACUACUUACCAACAAGAUUAA